Phragmites australis (common reed) is the source of this 2583-nucleotide messenger RNA. Its product is annotated as nucleobase-ascorbate transporter 6-like. The coding region runs from base 514 to 2112 and encodes 532 amino acids. The transcript has 14 exons. The record is from RefSeq and is a predicted model, not a curated record. Gene Ontology annotation, cellular component: membrane. Gene Ontology annotation, biological process: transmembrane transport. Gene Ontology annotation, molecular function: transmembrane transporter activity. NCBI's taxonomy places the organism in Eukaryota, Viridiplantae, Streptophyta, Magnoliopsida, Poales, Poaceae.
AGGAAAAAAACUGGCAUCGGCGGCAGCGCGGUGUGGUGGCGGGCACAGGACAGGGAGGGGAGGCUGGCAGCACAGCAGGCAGCCCCGCCCCGUGCACCCCCACCGCGCCGCGCUAAGGGAGAGAGGGGCAGGGAGGAGAGAUUCGCACGGCUCGCUCAUGCACACACGCAAAACAACACCGGCUGGUUUUGGAGCCGUGCGGGCGGGGCGUGAACUGUCCCGCGGCGGCAGAGGAGGGAGGAGGAGGAGACGACGCGCACAAAACUACCAAUCCCUGCCUGCCCUGCCUCUGCAGCGCCCGAGAGCUGCUUUUUUGACCGCGUCUGCUUUCCCUCUACCCCUGCUCCCCUCUCCCUCUGAUCCAGUGCCACUACAAUACUCUACUGCGAGCGCUAGCACUUGCACCACCACUUGCGCCACGCCGCCGCCGCCGCUCCUCCCGCUCGUACCGCCAUUUGCGAGGGGAAGGGGGUGGGGUGGGGUGCGCGCGUGCUGUGAUCUGGGACGCCCGAGAUGGCCGGAGGUGGCGGAGCGGCGCCGAAGCAGGACGAGCUGACGCCGCACCCCGUGAAGGACCAGCUCCCGGGAGUCUCCUACUGCAUCACCAGCCCACCGCCGUGGCCCGAGGCCAUUCUUCUUGGGUUCCAACACUAUCUGGUCAUGUUGGGUACCACCGUGAUCAUACCAACUGCGCUAGUUCCACAAAUGGGAGGAAACAAUGAGGACAAAGCAGUGGUUAUCCAGACAUUGUUGUUUGUGGCAGGGAUCAACACCCUCCUGCAGAGUUUCUUUGGUACCAGGUUGCCUGCAGUGAUCGGCGGGUCAUACACCUUUGUUCUGCCUACCAUCUCUAUCAUCCUUGCUGGACGUUACGCCAAUGAGCCUAACCCACACACUAAAUUUCUCCACAUCAUGCGUGGAACACAAGGUGCACUGAUUGUUGCUUCGGCUCUACAGAUUAUAGUUGGCUUCAGUGGCCUUUGGCGUAAUGUUGCCAGGUAUCUGAGUCCACUGUCAGCUGCUCCUUUGGUGGCGCUAGUUGGCUUUGGACUUUAUGAGCUAGGCUUUCCCUCAGUUGCCAAGUGUGUUGAGAUUGGUCUCCCUGAACUCAUUCUACUGGUCAUCUUUGCAAUGUACCUGCCACACACUGUAUACAUGUUGAAGUCCAUCUUUGACCGAUUUGCUGUCCUAUUCACUAUCCCCAUAGUGUGGCUCUAUGCAUAUUUUCUCACCGUUGGAGGAGCGUACAAGAAUGCACCACCAAAGACCCAAUUUCAUUGCCGCACUGACCGUUCCGGAUUAAUUGGUGGCGCACCCUGGAUAAGAGUGCCAUAUCCCUUUCAAUGGGGCGCACCAACUUUUGACGCGGGUGAAGCUUUUGCAAUGAUGGCUGCAUCAUUUGUUGCUCUCGUGGAGUCUACUGGUGCCUUCAUUGCUGUUUCUAGGUACGCCAGUGCCACACCUAUCCCACCCUCUGUACUUAGCCGUGGUAUUGGCUGGCAGGGCAUUGGUAUUCUGCUGGAUGGUCUAUUUGGGACUGGAAAUGGGUCUUCUGUAUCAGUUGAAAAUGCUGGCUUGCUAGCUUUGACACGUGUUGGUAGCCGAAGGGUAGUGCAGAUAUCAGCUGGUUUCAUGAUAUUCUUCUCUAUUUUGGGCAAAUUUGGAGCUGUUUUCGCAUCAAUACCUGCACCCAUCUUUGCAGCUCUUUAUUGCAUCUUCUUUGCUUAUGCUGGUUCUGCUGGGCUUGGCUUCCUUCAGUUCUGUAAUCUCAACAGCUUUAGAACUAAGUUCAUCCUUGGGUUCUCAGUUUUCAUGGGCCUUUCAGUUCCUCAGUACUUCAACGAGUACACAUCUGUUGCUGGUUACGGUCCUGUUCACACACAUUCAAGAUGGUUUAACGACAUAGUAAAUGUGCUGUUCUCGUCGAAGGCGUUUGUUGCUGGCUUUGUUGCAUAUCUUCUGGACAACACUCUUCACAGGCAUGAAAGUUCUGUCAGAAAAGACCGAGGGCACCACUGGUGGGAUAAAUUCCGGUCAUACAGGACUGACACAAGAAGCGAGGAGUUUUAUUCCCUGCCAUUCAACCUUAACAAGUUCUUCCCAUCGGUGUGAGCUUGCUGUGAUCAAUGCGAGACACUCUGUUACUCCGAACUGUCUAUCCCCUGUUCUCUGGCAGUGACGAACUGUCGAUCUAAAUUUUCUUGGUAUAUGGAAAUACAAUGCCCUUAAAAGAUGGAUAUCCUAUGCUACAAACAGAAUUUCGCGGGCACCCUGCAAUUAUCUUCCUUAUGUUAGGUUACCGUUGUAUAUUUUAUACUCUAUUUGGGAUCAAGUAGGAAAUUUUGUUUAUGCAUGUUCAUACCUUUUUGUAGUCAACCUCACUCAGACCAGCGCUAGUAAAGUAUUGACAGUGCCAAUGUAGUGCACCAAUGCUGAUAUUGUAGGAAUCGAACCGCUGAACUGAAGCUAUUUUCUGUAUGUGAACUUCAGAAUAACAAUGUAAUGGUAACUUCGAUGGUAAAGUACUUACUGUGUGGCAGCAGGCAUCAGUAUAACCUCUGCUGCGGAGUUCUAUUUCUUCGA